UCCUCUGGGAUGUCCGCGGGACCCAGGCUUUCAGGACGGUGAUCGAGAGAGCCCGAGCAUGGGACGGCGCCCGCAGCUCCAGAUAGUCAAGGCCCUUCUCUUCCUGGGGCUGAACCCCAUCUCCGCCGCCCUCCAGGACCAGCAGUGUGAGAGCCUGUCCCUGGCCAGCAACAUCUCCGGACUUCAUUGCAAUGCAUCCGUGGACCUCAUUGGCACCUGUUGGCCCCAAAGCCCCGCAGGGCAGCUGGUGGUUCGACCCUGCCCUGCCUUUUUCUACGGUGUCCGCUACAACACCACAAACAACGGCUACCGGGAGUGCCUGGCCAAUGGCAGCUGGGCGGCCCGCGUGAACUACUCAGAGUGCCAGGAGAUCCUCAGUGAGGAGAAGAAGAGCAAGGUGCACUACCAUGUUGCCGUCAUCAUCAACUACCUGGGCCACUGUGUCUCCCUGGUGGCCCUCCUGGUGGCCUUCGUCCUCUUUCUGCGGCUCAGGAGCAUCCGGUGCCUCAGAAACAUCAUCCACUGGAACCUCAUCUCAGCCUUCAUCCUGCGCAAUGCCACAUGGUUCGUGGUCCAGCUCACCAUGAGCCCCGAAGUCCACCAGAGCAACGUGGGCUGGUGCAGAUUGGUGACAGCCGCCUACAACUACUUCCACGUGACCAACUUCUUCUGGAUGUUUGGGGAGGGCUGCUACCUGCACACGGCCAUCGUGCUCACAUACUCCACCGACCGGCUGCGCAAGUGGAUGUUCAUCUGCAUCGGCUGGGGUGUCCCUUUCCCCAUCAUCGUGGCCUGGGCCAUCGGGAAGCUGUACUACGACAAUGAGAAGUGCUGGUUUGGCAAAAGGCCUGGGGUUUACACCGACUACAUCUAUCAGGGCCCCAUGAUCUUGGUCCUGCUGAUCAAUUUUAUCUUCCUUUUCAACAUCGUCCGCAUCCUCAUGACCAAACUUCGGGCGUCCACCACGUCUGAGACCAUUCAGUACAGGAAGGCUGUGAAGGCCACUCUGGUGCUGCUCCCCCUCCUGGGCAUCACGUACAUGCUGUUCUUCGUGAACCCCGGGGAGGACGAGGUCUCCCGGGUUGUCUUCAUCUACUUCAACUCCUUCCUGGAGUCCUUCCAGGGUUUCUUCGUGUCUGUGUUCUACUGUUUCCUCAACAGCGAGGUCCGCUCUGCCAUCCGGAAGAGGUGGCACCGAUGGCAGGACAAGCACUCCAUCCGCGCCCGCGUGGCCCGCGCCAUGUCCAUCCCCACCUCCCCGACCCGGGUCAGCUUUCACAGCAUCAAGCAGUCCACAGCAGUCUGAGCUGGAGGGCCACGGAGCAGCCCCCGAGCUCUCUGUGGGGAAGAUGGCGGCCAGGGUCAGCCGGCUGCCGUGUCUGUGGCGGGGACCAGCUCCUUCCCACUCUCUCUACC
Messenger RNA from Pteronotus mesoamericanus, 1416 nucleotides. It is a transcript of the gene CRHR1, whose product is annotated as corticotropin releasing hormone receptor 1. Gene Ontology annotation, molecular function: G protein-coupled peptide receptor activity; corticotropin-releasing hormone receptor activity; corticotropin-releasing hormone binding. Gene Ontology annotation, cellular component: neuron projection; plasma membrane. NCBI's taxonomy places the organism in Eukaryota, Metazoa, Chordata, Mammalia, Chiroptera, Mormoopidae. The transcript is spliced from 13 exons. The record is from RefSeq and is a predicted model, not a curated record. Gene Ontology annotation, biological process: adenylate cyclase-activating G protein-coupled receptor signaling pathway; cell surface receptor signaling pathway. The coding region runs from base 59 to 1306 and encodes 415 amino acids.